Molecule: messenger RNA, 405 nt
Organism: Fusarium graminearum PH-1
Lineage: Eukaryota; Fungi; Ascomycota; Sordariomycetes; Hypocreales; Nectriaceae
Exons: 4
Coding region: 1-405 (134 amino acids)
Biological process (GO): protein ubiquitination
Source: RefSeq, a predicted model, not a curated record
AUGGUUUCUCUUUGGUGGGAUCAUGCUUAUAUUAUGCACAGUCAUAAGCAGGAUGUUCAUCACAAAGACACAAGUGCCGCUGGUGGCGAAGAAACAGAGACACAACCCAUUUCAGUGCAUCAGAAGUUUGGUAUGUCUUUACCAGCUGUUUGCGGUAUCUGUUUGCAGACAUUAGGGAAUCAAGAACGCUUUCAGAGACUAAGAUGCGAUCAUAUGUUUCACACAAGAUGUGUUGAUACGUGGCUUCGACGAAACCAGGACGACUGUCCGUUGUGCAAAUCGACAAGGCAGCUCAUGACUAUAUACGACGAUGAUACCCAGAGGACAAGGCGAGAUUUGGCUUGGUUUAAGCUCAUUGGCAGUGUCUCUCGAGAGACUCAGUUUACCUACAUGGAUAGAAAAUAG